UGAGUGCUUCAGCUCGUUACCACAGUUCUCCUCAACCACCUCAACCACCACAACCACCUCAACCACCACCAUGGCCUACAACCGUGCUCUUCUCAUCGCCCUAUACAUGUGCGCGCUGUUCAGCAUAGCGCUCAGUCAGUACUUUGACUUCUUCGGCGGCCCUCACUCUACCGGACUGGUCGGUGGUGCCAGGGAUUCCAGAGGCAACAGGGGCCCAGUGGUGUUCCCUCCCUCCGCUCCCGGCACAGAGACCAGUGGAGUCCGAGUAGGAGCCUCAGGCUACGGGUUCGUGCCCGCACCGCCACGAGGAGGCCAUGGACCCUUCGCUGGAUUCAACGCAUACUAAUCCUCUCAUCCUCCACUGACAUCUGACCCUAGGACAAGAUAAUGCUCUACCUCCGUCACCUAUUUAUUCCUUCAUUAGCAACAAAUUGUUCAGUUUCCACCGGAUCUUCGACUCUCUCGAGAGUCGGUCAGUUCAAAUCGACUCACCAAACAGUAAGACAUCUCGCAUACUAGUCAUACACCGAGUGCUUACCUUAGGUGGUGUCUGAUGUCUGUUAAGUUUUAGCUCAGUUUUUAGUUUGCCGACCCAGCGUCGGUAACAUCCCAUAAACUUUCCUACUAUUGUAGGCGUAUUUAAAUAUUUAAUUAUUGAUGUACAUAGAUUGUUUUAUGUGAUGAAUGUGUGGCCUAGAGAGGAUGAAUCUACAAUGGUGAAACCAGAAUGUUUUUAAACGCAAGUUGUAAGGUUCGAAGUGGAAUACCUGUGAUAAACAUAUCAGUAGUGUUUUACUAGUUCUCUUAGGAGUUUAGAAAUGAAAUAUGUUCAUCAGAGCUUAUUUGUAAAUAGCUUUAUUGUAAUGUUUGUUUCAAGCAACUGAAAAUUAUUCUCAAAUCUUCAUAUACAUUAGUUUAAGCUGUUCAUGGUAAUUAUGAUAGAAUCAGUAUUUUAUUUCUCGUUGAUCAUAGAAGUUGAGUGACUUUUCCAGUCUAAGCUAAGUUGAACGUUUAACUUGGGCUAUAGACCGGCUCAUGUCAUAUUGUGUUAUGCAAGGGAUAGAAAGUUACGUUCCCCAUCAUUGAACAUUGAUUAUCCCAUUCUGUCAUAUAUUAAACUAUCUCAAUAAUAGACCCUUGAUGUUGGUAAUCAAUAUUUACCAAUUAAAUAAAUCUCAGUGUUUAUAUACAUCGUCUUUUGAUUAUAGCUGUACAAUACGAUUGCUUCUAUUUUUCUCUGUUUAUAUUCUAUAUUAACUUUUCUACCUCUACACGUCUUACCUGUUACUAUCACCAGAUAAAAUUUUUCAGUUCUUGAAACAAACAAAUGUCACUUUGCUAAAUAAUGUGGUAUUCAACUAUAUACCAACAUAUUAAAGCUAUUUUAAACUAUAUAAUCCUUCUAAAACUUUUCAUUAAAUUGUAUAUACAAUACUUUGAAUCUGUUAAUAUUAUAUCCCCUUUUUUAUAUGCCUACAUUCCCGAUUAUACCUUAAUGAAAUCGUUACCAUGUAUCACAUACUUUUGGGUAUAUUUUUCUACUUCGGUUUGUCAUCUUUUAGCACCUGCUUUUUGCAUUAUAUUUCUGGUUUCAUCAGUCCUUUACAAUUGAGAGAGACAAUAGCCUUGAUAACUUAUUUAUUUAUUCUUGUUGUUUAAUACUAGACCUGUACAUGAGAAUUAGACACUGUUUGAAUGGUUAUAAAAAUGUGAAUGUAAAUAAUGUGAAUAUCUCUCUAGUAGAGUCCUACUAUACAAUAAAAUUAUUGUACAAUAUG
Molecule: messenger RNA, 1778 nt
Organism: Macrosteles quadrilineatus (aster leafhopper)
Lineage: Eukaryota; Metazoa; Arthropoda; Insecta; Hemiptera; Cicadellidae
Exons: 4
Coding region: 71-346 (91 amino acids)
Source: RefSeq, a predicted model, not a curated record